This is a messenger RNA of Alligator mississippiensis (American alligator), 2890 nucleotides long. It is a transcript of the gene PTPDC1, whose product is annotated as protein tyrosine phosphatase domain containing 1. The coding region runs from base 104 to 2449 and encodes 781 amino acids. Gene Ontology annotation, biological process: protein dephosphorylation; cilium assembly. The transcript is spliced from 9 exons. Lineage: Eukaryota; Metazoa; Chordata; Crocodylia; Alligatoridae. The record is from RefSeq and is a predicted model, not a curated record. Gene Ontology annotation, molecular function: protein tyrosine/serine/threonine phosphatase activity.
UCAUACAGAAAGAUGCACAUCUCUGUGUAACUUCAGCGCUGAGUAAGUUGGAUUUCAGAUCCAUUCAGUCUUCUACAGCAUAUGUGAACUAUUGCAAUCAGCCAUGCAGGGCUCUCCCAGGCAGCGCUCAGCUGUUAGUAUUUUUAGCAACUUCUUUCAGGGUCGGAGGCAUUCUUGCUCCGAUCCCCUUCUCCGUAUAAUCCAAAGGCGCCGGAGCUCGGUUGUGGAGGUACUGUCAUCAUCAACACACAGGGUUAUGGUGGCUAUCUCAUCCCUAAACCCUGAAGAGCUGGAUGCAACUUUUCCUGAGAAAAAGAAAAGUGCAAUGCGCCCAACUGCAAAAUAUACUAAAGUAGGGGAGCGCCUUCGCCAUGUAAUUCCUGGUCAUAUGCAGUGUUCAAUGGCAUGUGGUGGACGUGCUUGUAAAUACGAAAAUCCAGCUCGAUGGAGUGACCAAGAGCAAGCCAUUAAAGGGCUUUACUCUUCUUGGAUAACAGAUAACAUAUUGGCAAUGGCUCGUCCCUCAACAGAAAUCAUUGAAAAAUAUAGUAUCAUUGAGCAAUUUGAAAGAUGUGGCAUAAAAACAGUAAUUAACCUUCAGCGUCCUGGGGAGCAUGCUAGCUGCGGGAAUCCACUGGAGCAAGAGAGUGGCUUCACCUACCUUCCUGAAGCUUUCAUGGAAGCUGGAAUUUAUUUUUAUAAUUUUGGAUGGAAAGAUUAUGGUGUGGCAUCUCUUACCACUAUACUCGAUAUGGUAAAAGUGAUGGCAUUUGCCUUGCAGGAAGGGAGGGUAGCCGUUCAUUGCCAUGCAGGACUUGGCCGAACAGGUGUUUUAGUGGCUUGCUACUUAGUUUUUGCAACAAGAAUGACUGCAGAUCAAGCAAUUCUUUUUGUUCGGGCAAAAAGGCCUAAUUCUAUUCAAACUAGAGGACAGUUAUUGUGUGUAAGAGAGUUCACUCAGUUUUUGAUCCCUCUGAGAAAUGUUUUUGCUUGCUGUGAACCCAAAGCACAUGCAGUUACUCUGUCCCAGUACCUGAUCCGUCAGCGGCAUCUGCUUCAUGGUUAUGAGAGUAGACAUCUCAAGCAUGUGCCAAAACUUGUUCAUCUAGUUUGCAAACUUCUUUUGGACUUGGCUGAAAACAGGCAGGUGAUAGAGGAAGAACUGUUAGACAUACCAGAUCUCUCAGCUGAAAUUGAAAAGACCGUUUCUCAGUUGCUCUCUACACAACUAGAUAAAGAGUUAACAAGACAGGACAGUGAUACAUCAGAUUCAUUCUCCCACUUGGUGAGAAAUAAUCCUUUUGAGACCCAAGAUUCCGUUUUCUCACUUGAACACGAAUGUGAUCCUCUUUGGAAGAGAAGGAAUGCUGAAUGCCUUCAGCCUCUGACUCAUCUGAAAAGGCGUCUAAGUUACAGUGACUCAGAUUUGAGGAGAGCUGCAUUUCUCUUCGAACAGGGAGAAACUCCAUGGACAGUGCCUGCACAAAUACUACUCUGCAACAAACAUAAACGGCCUAACAAUGGGGAACAUUGUUUUGCUGCAGGCAAUCAAAAGCCUCAGCUGGACUUAAACAAAGAAGCUUUUGUGCGUAGUACACUUACUUUCUGGAGCCAAGGUAAAUUUAAUUUGGAUGGAUCCAUCCAAAAAGAUGGAUCUGCACUUUAUCAUAGAAAAAAAUCUCCAAAAGAAGUACAGCGUAGUAGAACCUUUUCAGCAGGUCUUACAUAUGUACACAAUGCUAGUGACCCCAGAACACCAAAGUGUAAUUUUGCCAAAGAGACUGGUCACAAAGAAGAACAAAAGACUAAUAUACAUGGCAGAAUAAUUUGUGCAUCUGAGGACUCCGAUUGUUCUUCUAAGGAAGAAUGCUCUCUUGGAUGUGAAAGCCAAGACAGUAAAGAUCUAUCAGAAACAAUUCCACACAUUAUUUUGCAAUCAGAAUUGAGUCUGGAGGCACGAAGAAUUUUGGCAGCUAAAGCUCUUGCAAAUUUAAAUGAAUUUGUGGAAGAGGACGAAUUGAAGCAGAAAGUAGAAAUGUGGCAGAAAGAGCUGAAUUCUCGAGAUGGAGCUUGGGAUAAAAUAUGUGCUGAGAGAGAUCCUUUUAUUCUUUGCACAUUGAUGUGGUCCUGGAUAGAGCAACUGAAGGAACCUCUUAUAUCCAAAGAGGAUGUGGAUAUGUUGGCAAAAAAGUCACAGGCAACACUUAACUUACUAGAAAAGGAACAAUAUCAGACUAUUCUUUGUAUUUUACAUUGUAUAGUGAAUUUGCAGAUGAUACCAGCUGAUGUGGAGGAAGCUUUACUUGCUCGGGCCAUUAAAGCUUUCACAAAGAUGAGUUUGGAUUCUGAAAAUGGACCAUAUGUUUACAACACCCUGAGGAAACUAUUUAAACAAACACUGGAAGAAAAAAGAAGGGGGCUUAAAGAAGGAACGGAAAUCCCAUUGUAAUGUUUACAGAGUUAUGCUGAGGGAUUUGAUUUCACUUACCAGCUACUGUAUUUUGUGUUAAUUGGCAUGUAUUCCCUAACUUUAAUUAGUUAUCAAAGACGUGUUUUUGUUUCAAAAGGGAUCUGUAGUGAGACUAAUUCUAGUUUCAUAUAUUUAAGCUGAUAUUUUUUAAUGAGUUGCUGCUGUGUGAAUGUACUCUUUGGUUUGAAGCUAUAUUCUUUUGUAUUGUGAACUCUGUUUUAAAGCUGUAUUUAUUGAUUUAGAAAUCUAUCAUUGGUAAGCUAUAUUUUUCAGUUAAUUGAUUGCCAUAAAUCCAGUGCCAUGUUACAUUAUACAGUGGUUCAAUGUAUUGAAUUAAUAUUUAUGUUAACAAUACAAAUGUUUACAUUAGUGCAAUUCCAUUUUACUUUAUGUUGAAUAAAUAUUGACUGUGCUCAUCAA